This is a messenger RNA of Aspergillus ochraceoroseus IBT 24754, 408 nucleotides long. RefSeq lists its product as uncharacterized. The transcript has a single exon. Bases 1 to 408 code for a protein of 135 amino acids. Lineage: Eukaryota; Fungi; Ascomycota; Eurotiomycetes; Eurotiales; Aspergillaceae. The record is from RefSeq and is a predicted model, not a curated record.
AUGUGCCAAGUGCAAAGAGUCGUCAACUCGUGCGGUCACAGAAACGACCACGUCCUGAUAUCAUGCUACUUCGCGAAGAACGCUUUUCCAUCUCCGUCCGCUUCCCAGCCUGAAAACACCAACAACACCAGUGCGUCAGGGACUUCCACCGGAGACACAACGAGUCCUGCUGCUGCUAUUACUACUGCGGCUGCUCUUGCUGCUGAUGCGGAUGCUGAUACUACUACAUCCUCGACCUCGCAAACGCAAAGGGUCCCAACCCAACCUCAGCCUCAAAUGGCAGAUAAAAUCGCCAAGUCUGGGUUCGAUGCGCGAACCGGGCCGUACUGCGUGUACGCCAACAUUCGCACAUUAGUUUCGCCCAGGGGCUUUAUGUGUAUGGUUCAUAGCUGUGGACGGGCAGAUUAG